GCCCCGGACCAGUGAGCGGCGGCGGCGGCGCGCCGGCUGCAUCGGAAAGCGCAGCUGCUCAGCUCUAGUCCACGCCCCCUUCCCGCUCCGGUGACAGCCCCUGCGGAAAGUCGCGUUUGUGAUUUCUGGAGAACGCUGAGCGGGACGACGGCGGUCCAGCCGGGUCUUCCGGGCCAGGUGACGAAGAAACGGUUUCUUGGGGAGCCAUCCCCCCUACCUUCCAGGCAGCCCGCAGCCCCGGGGCCUGAAGAUGCUGAGAUCUACGUGGAAUUUUCUGAAACGUCACAAAAAGAAAUGCAUCUUCCUGGGGACGGUCCUCGGAGGAAUAUAUAUCCUGGGGAAAUAUGGACAGAAGAAAAUCAGAGAAAUACAAGAAAGGGAGGCUGCAGAAUACAUUGCCCAAGCACGACGACAGUAUCAUUUUGAAAGUAACCAGAGGACUUGCAAUAUGACAGUGCUGUCCAUGCUUCCAACACUGAGAGAGGCCUUAAUGCAGCAACUCAAUUCUGAGAGCCUUACAGUUCUGCUAAAAAACAGGCCUUCAAACAAGCUAGAAAUAUGGGAGGAUCUGAAGAUAAUAAGUUUCACAAGAAGUAUCGUAGCUGUAUACAGUACUUGCAUGCUGGUUGUUCUUUUGCGAGUUCAGUUAAACAUAAUCGGUGGAUAUAUUUACCUGGAUAAUGCAGCAGUUGGCAAAAAUGGCACCACAGUUCUUGCUCCCCCAGAUGUCCAACAGCAGUAUUUGUCAAGUAUCCAACACCUCCUUGGAGAUGGCCUGACAGAAUUGAUCACUGUCAUUAAACAAUCUGUGCAGAAGAUUUUAGGAAGUGUUUCUCUUAAACAUUCUUUGUCUCUUUUGGACUUGGAGCAAAAACUAAAAGAAAUCAGAGAUCUCGUUGAGCAGCAUAAGUCUUCUUCUUGGAUUAAUAAAGAUGGAUCCAGAUCUUUAUUGUGCCAUUAUAUGAUGCCAGAUGAAGAAACUCCAUUAGCAGUUCAGGCCUGUGGGCUUUCUCCUAGAGAUGUUACCACUAUUAAACUACUCAAUGAAACUAGAGACAUGUUGGAAAGUCCAGAUUUUAGUACGGUUUUGAAUAUCUGUUUGAACCGAGGAUUUAGCAGGCUGCUAGACAAUAUGGCUGAGUUCUUCCGACCUACUGAGCAGGACCUCCAACAUGGUAACUCCAGGAAUAGUCUUUCCAGUGUCAGCCUGCCUUUAGCUAAGAUAAUUCCAAUAAUAAAUGGACAGAUCCAUUCAGUUUGCAGUGAAACACCUAGUCAUUUUGUUCAGCGGUAUUAACCCAGGAUUUCAUCCAAGAAAUUUUGAGACUGAACAGGUGUGACAUCAUAAGGCUAGAAAGCUGAUCAGCUGAAAAUGAUCACCUGGGAUCAUCUGCACAUGUAGAGUUGUGGUAAUUGAAGAGGUGACAAGGUAAAAAACGUGUAUUUAAAGCUAAUUAGGGAUUUCGCUUGUGGCUUGCCAGGUUAAGGAGCCAGUGUUGUCACUGCAGCAGCUCGGGUCACUGCAGUGGCGCGGGUUUGGUCCCUGGUCUGGGAAUUUCCACAUGCUGCCAGUGCAGCCAAAAAAAAAAAAAAAAAAAAAAAAACUAAUCGGCCUUAUUACACAUUUGUCUUCUAACAAUGCAGUAGGUGCCCUUUUAUCUGGGACCCUUAGUUGUUUGGUUUAAUCUAAAAAUGUAUUUAAAGCAGGGUAUCAUUAAAAAAAUAAUAACACAUGUAUUCUUAGAUAUUUUAAC
Messenger RNA from Sus scrofa (pig), 1754 nucleotides. RefSeq names its product peroxisomal biogenesis factor 3 (gene PEX3). The record is from RefSeq and is a predicted model, not a curated record. Lineage: Eukaryota; Metazoa; Chordata; Mammalia; Artiodactyla; Suidae. Gene Ontology annotation, molecular function: protein-macromolecule adaptor activity. Gene Ontology annotation, biological process: protein import into peroxisome membrane. Gene Ontology annotation, cellular component: peroxisomal membrane.